Molecule: messenger RNA, 2025 nt
Organism: Oncorhynchus nerka (sockeye salmon)
Lineage: Eukaryota; Metazoa; Chordata; Actinopteri; Salmoniformes; Salmonidae
Gene: smim18
Product: small integral membrane protein 18
Exons: 3
Coding region: 317-625 (102 amino acids)
Source: RefSeq, a predicted model, not a curated record
CACAGGCUGUGCCUUGUGUGGAGAAGACGAGCAGAACUGCAAGGAGUGGCAGGGAGGAGAGAGAGACACAGAGAGAGAGAGAGAGGAAGAGAGAGAGAGCGAGAGAGAGAGAGAGGAAGAGAGAGAGAGCGAGAGAGAGAGUGGAAGAGAGAGAGAGCGAGAGAGAGAGAGAGAGAGAGAGAGAGGAAGAGAGAGAGAGCGAGAGAGAGAGAGGAAGAGAGAGAGACAGAGUGGGGGAAGGGAGAGCAAGAGCAUCUUUUGCCUGAAUCCUUUACAAGCAUCCACCCCACAGUAGAAGCUACACAGGUGAAACAACAUGGACCGUCUCAACACCACCUCUCUCCCGUGGCUCCCUGACGCCGCCCCGCUGUCCCAGGUCUCCCUGCAGGUUCAAGAGGUGUACCCGUUCCACGACGGCUGGAACAUAGCGUGCUUCGUCAUCCUCCUCCUCUUCAUCAUCACAGUAGUCUCCCUGGCAGCUCUGGCCUUCCUCUACGAGCUGCUGGACUGUGGCUGCUGUGUCAAGGGGAAGACCCAUCGUGACCUGAUGGAGGAGGAAGGUCCCUUCCACAACAUGGUGGAGAAGAUCCACAGUCCCACGGGGUCACAAACCGAGGUGGUGUAAGGGGGUUAAAGGGGUCGUUGCCACAGUGACCAGGGCCAAGCAGGAAGUUAGGUCAUGAUCGUUGACCCUGAAUCUGAACCCGAGACUGACUGUGCUGUGUGCUCACAGUUUGAGAACAGUGAGACUGCACCUUCGUAUGUGUGAGAUUGUGUGUGGGUGUGUGUGUGUGUGUGUGUACGGUGGUGUUAUCUAAUCAAAGCACGUCAGCAGGGAAGGCAGGAGAGAAGAAGAGCUCUCCUUUGCCAAGUCCAGGGGGUUUUGACAAGUCUAUUAUUUGAUGGAUGUUUAGCCUGCAUCUUCAUCCAUCACCACAUUGUAAGUACAAGACAUACCAUUCGAGACAGCUAAAGACACAGAGGAGAUCCACAAUGAUAGCCAACCCUCUAGGACCCUACAGAGCAAAGAAGUCACCCAAAGUCAAUGACCAAGAUGCACCAAGAUGACCAAGAUGCACCAAGAUGACCAAGAUGCACCAAGAUGCACCAAGAUGACCAACAUGCACCAAGAUGACCAAGAUGACCAAGAUGACCAAGAUGCACCAAGAUGACCAACAUGCACCAAGAUGACCAAGAUGCACCAAGAUGACCAAAAAAUUAAAAUAACUGUCGUAAUGUUUCCAGAUUUCUAUGAAAGUUUUCCUUCCCCCACAAAAAUAGUAAUUAUGUUAAAAAGCAGCUUUUGUGUGUUGGAAUGGUGUGGGCGUGUACAGGUUAUUAGAAAUAUGAAUGGAGCAGACCGCUGAUUGGACCAUCUCAUCCUGCUCAGGAUGAUGACCUCAUCCUCUUUGAGGAAAUAACAAGCAUUUUUAAAAUGGUCUGUUUGAGAUCCAAGUGGGCGGUGGGGGGUUUCUGAAGUGUUUUUCCCCUCCAAUUUAUGAUUUGACCACAAAUACGAGUAUAGGAUUAAUAAAAAACAUUACGAGUUAAGCUAACUUUUAAAGUGAAUAUUCUGUUAUCACUGGACAGUUACUUUAAAAUGUCACCAAAAGACCACAGAAGACAUCCCGCAUGUGAAUGUAAUUUACAGAUGGUUUUAAUUCCCCAAUGCUUUGACUAACAUUGUAGUGAAGUCCUCAUCCAUUUGAGAAAAACUGUUCACAACUUGCUGUGUCGUAACGAUGUAAUCAACAUGUUGCCUGUGAUAAUGUCACCACUCAUCAACAUAUUUAAACCACAGCCAAGUGGCCAUGAUACUACUCUCUCUAGAAGGGGGGGGGGCACCUGUACACAUAUUUUAAACCACAGCCAAGUGGCCAUGAUACUACUCUCUCUAGAAGGGGGGGGGGGGGCACCUGUACACACACCGAUGUAAAUAAAAUAACAUACUUGCAUUGAGCACAUGGUGUUAUUUCACUUGCCUAAAAUGAUGAUGACGAUGAUGAAUAAACAAUUAUCAUGUAA